CAUGGGUCCAUUGCUUCUUCCUCUUUCAUCUUCUCUCUUACCGUUCCUUCAUUUUUUUUCAUAUUCAUAUACUAAUUCAUAUAUUAAUUCAUACAACUUAACUAUUUCAUAUAUUUCAAGUUUUUAAGCUAUGGCUGGAAUGUGUUGUGGUGUUGUUGGUGAAGGUGACUCACCGGCGAGUUCACGUCCCUCCCGGCGCCGGAAUUUGGACUUACUACCAUUCAAAUACAUCGCCGACAUGGCGUCCGGAACUUCACGGAAACGCCGGCAACCAGAUCUUAAGAAGGAUUUCGAAAGCUGUGAAGACUCAAGCGACGAGAAAAGUGACAGAAGUAAGAAAAACAAGAAGGAAGAUAGAGAAAAACCUUCAACAGAAGGUAAUUUCGAAGUUGAAGAGUGUCCAAAAUUCGGUGUUACUUCAGUUUGUGGUAGAAGAAGAGAUAUGGAAGAUUCAGUUUCAGUUAAACCUUGUUUCUCUUCACAAGAACCUUUUCACUACUUCGGUGUUUUCGACGGUCACGGUUGCUCUCAUGUUGCUACUAUGUGUAAAGAGAGACUUCACGAAAUUGUGAAGGAAGAAAUGAACGAAGGACAAGAGAAUUUAGAAUGGAACAACACCAUGCAACAAGGCUUUGCUCGCAUGGAUGAUGAAGUUCAAAGAUGGAACAGCAGUAGUCAAAGUGUUACUUGUAGAUGUGAGCUUCAAACUCCUCACUGUGAUGCUGUUGGAUCCACAGCUGUUGUAGCUGUUGUUACUCCAAACAAAAUUAUCGUUUCAAACUGUGGUGAUUCAAGAGCUGUUCUUUGCCGUAAUGGUGUCGCUAUUCCUCUCUCCUCAGAUCAUAAACCGGAUCGACCCGAUGAAUUACUCCGAGUCGAAGCAGCCGGAGGACGUGUGAUCUAUUGGGAUGGUCCAAGAGUUCUUGGAGUACUUGCCAUGUCUAGAGCCAUAGGUGACAAUUAUUUGAAACCUUAUGUGAUAUCUGAGCCUGAGGUAACGGUAACGGAACGAAAAGAAGAAGAUGAGUGUUUGAUCCUAGCGAGUGAUGGACUAUGGGAUGUUGUUUCAAACGACACUGCUUGUGGUGUUGUAAGGAUGUGUUUGAAGGCACAGAAGCUGCCGGGGACACCGGAAAACAACGAGGUGACGACGGAUGGUUCUGAUAGGGCAUGUUCCGAUGCUUCAAUUUUGUUGACUAAGUUGGCUUUGGCAAGACAUAGUUCGGAUAAUGUUAGUGUGGUGGUGAUUGAUUUGAGGAGAGAUCAACGACAAGCAUCAAAUUCCAACAAUAAUUAAAUUAAUUAAUUAAUCAAUUAAGGGCGGUGAGAAAGCAAGAUAAAUGAAACAAUCAGGAUGUGGAGAAAAUGGAAUGGCUUUUGAUUUAAUCAAACUGUCUAUUAUUGUAAUGUAUGUAAUGGGAUGGGAAUUUAGGUAUGAGUGAGUGAUGAUCAAUCAAAAAAGUGCAACUGUGAAAAAACAAAAUGAACAAGUUACAACAACAAAAAAAAAAUUAGUGUAGGGAAAAUUUGUGUCAACAAAGGUAUUAAUUAACCAGUUGACACAGCUUUCUUUGUCUAUAAUCGAAAUCGAAUCUAUAAAAUUGGUUUUUGGUUGGUAA
Molecule: messenger RNA, 1619 nt
Organism: Medicago truncatula (barrel medic)
Lineage: Eukaryota; Viridiplantae; Streptophyta; Magnoliopsida; Fabales; Fabaceae
Product: probable protein phosphatase 2C 24
Exons: 3
Coding region: 131-1297 (388 amino acids)
Biological process (GO): protein dephosphorylation
Molecular function (GO): cation binding; protein serine/threonine phosphatase activity
Source: RefSeq, a predicted model, not a curated record